UUUUUUUCUUUUUUUUUUCUUUAACUCCUUGACUGAAUUCUAUUUUUUUUUUUUUGCCACUUUUUUUUUUCCCCUUUCCUUUCCUUUUCAUAAUUCAAACUUUUUGAACACGCUCAUUCAAUUCUUAUUUAUAAUAACUAAAUGACAUUUCAAGAGUUAAAAGGACAACUCAUUGUCUUAUUUGUUACUAUCAUGAUAGGUUUCAUGGCUUAUUCUUCUCAAAUUGGAGUUUUAUGGUCAUAUCUUGGUGGUGCUACUUUACAUACUGCUCUUAUUCUACUUCCUUUGAACUUUUUUGUUAUUAUGAUAUAUAUCAAUUAUGCUUUAACUUGUUUAACUGAUCCUGGUGCUGUUCCUCCUAAUUGGAUACCACAACAACAACAUCAUUUGGAAGUAAAAAAAUCAACACAUGCACCACGAUUUUGUAAAACGUGUAACAAUUAUAAACCACCAAGAACUCAUCAUUGUAGUUCAUGCGGAAAAUGUGUCUUGAAAAUGGAUCAUCAUUGUCCUUUUGUCAACAAUUGUAUAGGAUUCGCCAAUUAUUGUCAUUUUAUUCGAUUUUUGACUUAUAUAGAAAUCAGUUCUAUUUAUUUAUUAAUUUUACUUUCUUGUCGUUUGGCUCAAGCUAUCAAAUCAUCAACAUCAUUGUUUAUCUCUGAUUGGGUAUUAUUAGGUCUCAAUCUUUUACUUUGUAUCAUUGUCAUCAUUGGUGUUGCUAUACUUAGUGGAUAUCAUAUUUAUUGUAUCACAACAAAUACAACUACUAUUGAAGGUUGGGAAAAAGGAAGAAGUCUAACAUUGAAAUCCAUGGGUACUGUUCAUGAUGUGAUGUAUCCUUAUGAUAUGGGUGUGAUGAAUAAUAUCAAGUUUGUACUUGGACGACAACCUUUACUAUGGUUUUGGCCACGACAAAUGGAAGGAUCAGGAUUAUCAUUCCCAAUCAACAUUACUCAUUUACAUACCAAAGGAAAUACUGUGACUACCAGUGGAAUCAAUAGCAAACGAUCAACAUUAAUGAUGACAGAGGAUGAAGAGGAUGAUAAAAGAUCAUCUAUUUAUUCAACAUGGACAACUCAUACAGAUAUGACUCAUUAUCAACAACAGGAUACUCUAACAUUGAAUGAUAUUACUGAAUUAUCAGCUACUCAUCAACCACUUCAUACAUUACGUUCCAAAUUAUCUACUACCACCUUAAAUACACCAAAUACUCCUGGAUCUAUUUUGACUUUUGCCUCUGCUGCCUCUACCUUGAUUGAUUCCAAAUCAAAUCAUCCUUAUUCUCACAAAACUGAUUUGUAGAUUAGAUAUUAUCAUACCCCAUAUUUUCACCUUUGUUUAUAUUCCCUUCCCCACUCCCUUAUUAUUAUUAUUGUAUCAUAG
Halteromyces radiatus is the source of this 1383-nucleotide messenger RNA. RefSeq names its product DHHC palmitoyltransferase-domain-containing protein. NCBI's taxonomy places the organism in Eukaryota, Fungi, Mucoromycota, Mucoromycetes, Mucorales, Cunninghamellaceae. The transcript is spliced from 4 exons. The record is from RefSeq and is a predicted model, not a curated record. The coding region runs from base 142 to 1302 and encodes 386 amino acids. Gene Ontology annotation, molecular function: palmitoyltransferase activity.